Spirodela intermedia is the source of this 16027-nucleotide messenger RNA. The record is from the annotation of a GenBank genome assembly. NCBI's taxonomy places the organism in Eukaryota, Viridiplantae, Streptophyta, Magnoliopsida, Alismatales, Araceae.
AUGGUAGAAACCAGGAGGAGCUCGUCGUCGUCAAAGCGUGCGCUCCCGUCGUCGCCCCCUCCGUCCCGGUCGGGGAGCAAGCGCCAAAAGGUUUGUUCGCAGAUCUUUUUGUUUUUUUUCGUUUUAUUGGCCCCUCUGGCUCAAACGUUCCCCUGGGUCUCACGCGUCAUUCUGCUUCGUCGGGUUGGGAUUCUUGGCGAAAUCUACCAGGCAGAGGCGAUUUCCCUGACGGACUCAGACCAGAGUGGUCAGAAGGAGGACGAGGCCAAUCUGAAGGAACCGGGACAGAUUCCUUCGCCGCCGUCGGCAGCUCCUCCUGACCUGUCGAAGGAGUCUGCCGAGUCAAUAGCUCCACCGGAGGAUAAGCCCACCGGGGAUGGGGUCGAGCAUAGCACCGUCACAGGGAUGUCACCUCGAGGUCCGAUCUUUCACCCGUUUUUCUGCAUGCAUGUAAUCCCUCGGUAUUUUUCUACCUGUACCUUUUAUGUUAUCUUCUUUUUUUGAUUUCGAGUUUGUUUUAUUUUGGUGUUGUAAGGGUGCACUUCUAUACAGUCGGAGCAGCUGGCAAAGCUAUUAGGACCAGUGGAUUUGCCCAAGAAAAGAGUAGGAAAAUCUCGGCCAAAAGUGGCAUGGGGAAAGCUCUUAUCACAAUGUUCACAGGUUCGUUUUCAACCGGCUAUUUUCCAUUCUAAUUCUAUCGUUCUGUUUCCCCAAAAUUCCCCCCCCCUUCCGCCCAGUUUACAGAUGAAAUUGUUCUUUGCUCAUUCUCUUCUUAUUUCUUUAGAGCACGUAGUGCAUAAUAGUCUCGGCUCAAAUUAUUUCUCAACAGCGGUGAUUCUGUUGUAAUACGUAUUUUCCUUCUCAAGUUCAUUCAUAAUGGUCAACAACGAACGGUAAUGAACUUUAUUGAACCGUUUUCUCACUCACUAUGAUAGUGCACCAGCGAACACAGUUCACUAAGGUGAAAAAACUCUUCUCUUUAAGCUUGCUACCCUUGGGAGGGUACAUUUAGAUGCUUGGAAAUAUUCGUAAUGCUUGCCAUACUAUUGUUUAUCCUGGGCAUUUAGUUUCCUGUCUAAAAGACGCAUUCAUAUAGACGUGUGCUUGUUGUCCAAGUGCCCGACUAUUCUUUGUUUGACCUGGUUGGUGUUCAUCUAGGGCUCAAAUAAUUCUUUCUCUUGCACCGUUCUAUUUAUGUACGGAAUGCGAUAUAAGCCAAAGAAAGGUAUAUCUCAGAAGAAAUACAAAGUCGGAAAGUAGCCAAAGAAAAAGAGAGCAGGUCCCAUUGAUUUUGGUCUUCUGUACUUCACUAUGGACUGACAUCAUUAUAUACAAACUUUGGUUCAUUCUGGAUUUAUUAGUUCUUAUCAAAUAGCUUUUAAUCCACCCAUGAGACCUUCACACAUCUGAUAACCACGCUAGAGCAGAAACUCUACUGCGAAACUUUACCUUGAUUCAGGCAUCUUCCCCACAUCUAAAUUUUACGAAUGGAUGGAUAAAACAUGACCUGACACAGCGGAAGGAAUAAAGUUUCUAUGGCAGGAGACCACUUCUUUGAAAUAAUUUUUUGAUUUGCAAACUCAUUAUCGACUCAUUCAACAUGAUCAAUCACGGUAAAUAGGGAAAAUAUAGGAACAAUGAGUGAAAAAGUAAUAUCCGAGAAAAGGCAAACGUGAAUUAAGUUAUCCAAUUUUCGCAGAAUUUUAUCCAGAUCCCGUAUGGAACUUAAUGAAAUUCCUAACCCUUCCGAAAUUGUACAAGGUUUUCUCAAACGGGCCUAUUUCAGCAGGUGGGAGACAUCUUUUGACCCCUAUUCAACACCUUUUUUCAUUAACACUAAGGCCAAGUGUAUUCAUUGUGUUAAUUGGGAAUUUUUGUUGGAAGAGUUUGCAUGUGGUGAUUGAAAAAUACCUUUGCAAGAGAUAUCCUAGAUGUGAAGCAUGAGCAUGAGGAAGGAGAGAGGAAGCAGGGCGUUUCAUGCUCAGGAAACCAAAAAGACAAGGGGCAAGUAGAAUCGAAGGGAUGUGGAUGUUCAGGAGAUUGCUUUGAUUGCUAUUUAUUUAUUUUGGAGGGGGGUGUGAGGGCCUGAGAGAAUUAAAGAAGUGGAGGUGUCCUACUAUAUCUGAGUUUAUAGAAGAAGAGGUGGAAUUGUCAGAAUAGGGUUUGAGCUUCUGGGAAUGCAGACAUGCGUUCACUUUUAUCUGAUCGGGUUGUUCAGUCAUUCUUGUUGUCCUUGAUGCCUUCAAUUUUAAUUUUUGGGUGUAAGCUGUCAACACAUAAGGAAUGCCAGAUGGGUCAGUUCCCUUGAUAGUUGAUCCCCCCCAAGAGAAAAGGAAAAAAAGAAAGAACUAAAAGGGGAACACUUAAAAUUGUCCAUAAUGGAUUUGAUUUUUGCUUAACAAGCUGUAAUGAAUGGGUUGAGGCACUUUAUUCCCCUUGCUCAUUUAACUAUAACGAGCUAGAUUGAACUGAAACAAAUCUUGCUGAUGAGUUGCUCAUCAUGUUCACUGCAGCAAAAAUCUAUAUAUUUUCAGUUUAUUUUUUUCAUUUUUCGUCUUUUGUCUGUCAUACGCGUCUAUAAUGAUUCUUUGAAUUUAUCGGUGAAUAUUGGGUUCUCCCUGUAUUACAAUAAAGGUAAUCUGGGUCAUUGUAGAAUUUUCGGUGAAUACUGGAAACAGAAAACUCUACAAUGGCCCAGCUUACUUUUAUUUACUUGUAUAACAUGUUGGUUUUUUUUCUUGGUUUUCCAGAAUCCUCACCAAUCUAUAUUUAGUUCGACUUUCACUGUUGGUCAUGGAAAAACUUGCAACUUAUGCUUGAAAGAUCCAAGUGUCAGUACAGUUCUCUGUAAACUGAAGCAAAUCGAGGUAUGGUCUUUCUGGUCUCCAAAAUGCUAGGAGAUUUAGUACAUGCUUUUGCGAGUUGAAUGCAUAUGAUGAAGUAUUGUCACUGAUUUCAGUUUUUUUUUCUUUCUUUAGUGUGGAGGGACGUCGGUUGCCUCACUUGAGAUUUCAGGGAGCAAGGGUAUUGUUCAAGUUAAUGGAAAGACCGUUGAGAAAAAUUCUAAUAUCAUCCUCACUGGAGGAGAUGAAGUGAUUUUCAAUUCGUCCGGGAAACAUGCUUAUGUAUCCUUUUAUGCCUCGUUUGUUUUAGCUUUUGCCAUUCUAUGUGAAUAGUUUAGCAAAAUGUUAAAGGAUUUUUUGUGCACCUGUCUUGUAUUUGGUGGCCGCAAAAUAUACCGUUUUUAAUGUUCUUUUUUUUCGAAUAGGAUUCCUUAACGUGCUAUCAGAUUUUCCAGCAGCUGCCUACUGAAAACCUUACUGGACAAGCAUUGCCGUCAUCUCUUGGCUUAUCUGAAGCACAGAGUGCUCUGAUUAAAGGAGUCCAUCUUGAAUCCCCGUCAGGAGAUCCUUCUGCUGUUGCUGGAGCAUCAAUAUUGGCAUCAUUAUCACAUCUGAGAAAAGAUUUGGCGGUUCUUCCUCCACCAGCACAGAAUGGUGAGAAUGUAGAGCAAGGACUAGAGAGGCCUUCAGAAACUCCAGCUUGUGAGGUGUCUGAGAGCUGUACUCCCGACAUUGAUAUCAAUUGCCAUGUUAGGAAUGGUACAACAGAACAUAAUGUGGUUGCUGGCGUUCCUGCUGGUGACAAGGCUGCUGUUCUCUCUGCUGAUCUCACUGCCAAUAAUACCUUCCAUGUUAAUCCCGUUGGUUUGGAUCCUCGUCUUGACACAGAAGCGGGAAAGAUUUCCAGGUCAAAUUAUGAAAUGAGGCCCUUUCUACGAAUGAUUGCAGGAUCCUCUGCAUCUGAGUUGGAUUUGAGUGGAAAUGUCUACAAAAUUUUUGAGGAUCAAAGGGAGCUCCUUAAGGAUUUAGAAUCUCAAGCAGCUUUACCAUCAACAAGAUGCCAAGCUUUUAAGGAUGGCCUGAGACAAGGCAUUCUUAAUGCCGGUGACAUUCAAAUAUCAUUUGAUAGUUUCCCUUACUACCUAAGGUUAGUACUUGUUCUGUUUCUCCCGUUGUUUCCAUUGGAUACCCUUUCUUUGUGGAUUUAUGUCAUUUGCCUAAAUUGUUGGAUCUUGGUUCCUGAGAUGAUGGUUCAUACUUUCUGAUCUUUUCGAUUUUUCCAUAGAUAUCUUCUGCUGUUUUGGAGAAUAAUUUUAUUGGCAUCCUUUUCACUGAUGCCAUCUCCAAAGUGUUGUUUGCCCAAAGGUUCCUUGGAAUAGGGCUUGUAGCUUUUCCCAUGAAGUAGGCUUACUGUUAUUUGUGAAGCAUAACCUAUCAAUGUAAGGUUAUGCCUUUCCUUGGAAUAGGGCUUGUAGCUUUUCUUUGGAAUACUUUGGUCUGCCUUGCAUUCCUGUUUGUGUUAUCAAUGUAAGGUUGCUUUAUGUUUGACUAGCUCUCGGUGAGUUUAGGGUGUGUUAAUGAGCUUAGCCUCGCUUUAAUGUAGAUUCGAUCUUUUUUCUAGUCACAAGAAAAGGCAUAAAGGUGCAUCGGCAUUGAAGUAAGUGAUUUUGGCAUCUCGCCAUUCUAUCCUUCAUAUUGUUUCCUGAAAUUCAUGGCGCCUGUAUCAUGGAUCCUAUUCUUCAUUAAUUUCCAAGGUUUUUCAUUGAAUUUUUCUCAAAACAAUUGUACAACUGAAGGAAUCAGGGAGCAGAAGCCCUUGUCGAUUAAGCAAAUUGAAUGGGAUUGGCUUUUUUAAAAUCAAAUGUUGCAAUCUACUGCAUUCAGUUUUCUCUCACGAAAGGAAAUUGUGUUAACUCUGUCAAGUCACUUUUGUCUUGUUCAUCCUUCCAAAUUCAGUUGUAGACAGGUCAGCGAGGUCUCUCGCUAUGUUAUCUUCUUGAUCUUGGUUUACAGAAAGUUUUUCUUUGAGGGGUGACUCUCUGAGUUCGAUAACGAAUUAAAAAAAUGGAUCUGUUUUUCUGACGCGUGGUAAAGUUGCUGGCAAUGCAUCCGCUCUGGUAAUCAGUAGAGUACAGUGUGGACCUAUUUGCGUACUAAUUUGGCGUUGAGCGAUUCUGACAAUUUUGAUGAGCGUCACUGGGCAGCGUCGGAAUCUAUUUAUAUAUGUGGUACUUCUUCGAUGAUGGGUCAUUCCGUUACGUUGGAAUAGUGCAGGAGUGCUUCAUUGAUGGUAAUAAAUGGCUGCUUUGGUGGUGAUCUGCAUGUUCAUUGUAAAUGAUACAGUUCUGUAGAGGUUCGUGUUCAUGUUGAAUGGCAGCAAUGUGGCAGGACAUGAAAAUGUUUUUUGACGAUCUUUGAUGGAUUCGUUUGUGUAUACGGUGUUAACGCUUUGGUCCAAUGCAUGGUUAUUCUUAUGUUUUUGUUCUGGCUACAUGCAUAAGAAGCGUAUUUGUCAAUUGUCCUCGCUUGUGUUGUCAAGUGUGCUUUCUCCCCAAAGGGAAGUUCUUUUGGUUGGUAAAAUGAGAUGAACGGAUGCUAACUUAGUUGGGCACAUCUGUUUGUAUGUGUGACACUUAAUUUCAACCCUCGAACUUUUUCGCUCGUUCUGUCCUUACAAUCUUUUACUAAUUUUUGUUCUUGUCAUGUAGUGAGAGCACAAAAAAUGUGUUGUUAUCUUCUGCCUAUAUUCACCUGGAGUGCAAGGAAUUUAUUAAAUACACUGCAGAAAUAGCUUCCGCCAGCCAACGAAUAUUAUUAUCUGGUCCUAUAGGUACAACGGUUUACACUUUCUUUCUUUAUGGAUGGAUCUCCUGUGUGCAGUUCUUUACCAUCUGUUACAUUAACUUGUCGCUACUACGUGUUACAGGAUCUGAAAUUUAUCAGGAAACUUUAGCAAAAGCACUUGCUAAGCAUUUUGGUGCCAGAUUACUCAUAAUUGAGUCUCUCGUUCUCCCGGGUGUAAGCUUCCUUCAAUUCCAAUGUCGAUCAAUAUGUUUCUGAGUGCUUGUAUCUUUUGUACCAUUGGGAGAAUAAUAAUUGAAUUUCGAGGUAGUAAAUGUUGAAAUUCUAAUUUUUUUCGGGGAAUUUUUGUUAAAAUCUUCAGGGUGCUUCUUUGAAAGAAUCGGAACCUCCUAAAGAAGGUGCUAGGACCGAAAAAUCAGCAACUUUUACAAAGCAGCGAGCAUCAGUAGCAGAUGCUGCUCAGCUCAAGCGACCAACUUCGAGUGUAGAUGCCGAUAUUGUUGGAGCAUCAACCUUUAAUUCACAAUCUCAGCCAAAGCAAGAGGCAUCAACCGCUACCUCAAAAAAUUAUACAUUCAAAGAAGGCAAGCUGACCGCCACUGUGACCUGUCAUGUUUCUAUCUUUUACUACAAAUGGAUUCUUUAUAGUAUGUUUGCUUCCACUUGAUUUCUUUUUUUAUGUCAAUUCCUUUUUUAGGUGAUAGGGUUCGAUAUGUGGGACCAAUGCAGUCUACUGGAUUUCCUAUUCAGGCUCCACCAAGGUGCAUACUUUGAUUUCUUUCUAUCUACAAUAUAUGGUCAAAUUCAACUCUCAUUCAUUUUCGUAUUAUGCUUUUCUCAGUUCAAAAUUUCCUCUGAUGUAGUUUAGAGGCAGUCAGCAACAACCUAGACAUAUCAAGGCCUAAGCCUUGGACCUAUAUUGUGGAAAAAAGUGAAAAAAUGUCGUUUAAAAAAAAAGGAAAACGUACCACUGUUGGCAGGGCUUUUACUUGGGUUUGUGAAAAUAUUUGUGAGUGGGUCGGAAUGUUUGUGAGGACAAAGACAAGUAAAUCAUUUUGCGAAGGCUGGCUAGUUUAUUUUGUUUUACACCUUGCUGUCAUAGAUUACAGUUUUUCUGAUGAUCUGGGGAUUGAGAGAUUAUCUUUCGCUCAUUUAUAUUGUCUCUUUUUAUUUAUCUAAUGAUUCUGGUGCAGAUUAUCUGAAACAAUAAUCUGUACGUAAAACAAAAAACCUUGGUACUGUCUGAGGAAGCUGUUUACCAGAAAACAGUCUCAAAACGUUGCCCCUUCUUUCACAGAUAAACGACAGUGCCUACAAAAUAAUGGACGGGCCUUAGCUAUGCUCUUUUCCCGUUUUUGAUCUUACAUAAUGCUUUACCAAUGCUAAUUUUCAUUGAAAGCUUGCCUCCAGUCUAGUCUCUCUCCAGUUGCAUGACAAAAUCAUCUAUAUCUGCUUUCGAUUCAUCCCAAGUCAUGGAAUGCCCGAUUACCCUCAUGAUGAAUCCUUUGUGAGAACUUUUGGACAAUGCUGCAUAUUGUGGUUUCUGUUAAAGUUAUUGAAAGUUCUCAUUUUAGCAUUUUUUCGUUGGUUAAUGGGUGAGAGAAGAUGAAAAGGGUACAUUACUUGGGUACUUCAUGACUUCAUGACUGUUGCUUUAAUAUUUUGUAUUGGAUAACAUAUUUACUCCUUUUAUUCAUUCAUUGCGACAAUACUUGUUGAUGGAUCUGUCUUCCUCUCAUUUUUCAUCUCUUUCUCUUUUGCAACCUGCGGUUCUAGAAGCAAUGAAUAAUCCUACUCCAAUUUAUCGUACAACAUUUCCUACACUUUUUACUAUCAAUUUAUUGUAGUUGUUGGCUGAUAGUUGAACUAUCUUUGCAGAGAGGUCUUUCCUGACUGUGAUUAUUGGACCUUGAAAGUUGCCUUGUAGUUUUACAUUUAUUGCUCAUUUCUGUUUCUAUGUUUCUCGAAGAGAACGUUUGCUUUAUGUUCUGAAUUUUCUGAAUCUAUCUAUUGGAACGUAAAUGUUGUUAUUGUGCUACCUUCUAGGCUUCUGUGCUGUUAGACUAAACAUCAUCUUUAUUUUCAGGGGACCAAAUUAUGGAUAUCGGGGAAAAGUACUUCUUGCAUUUGAAGAUAAUGGAGCUUCUAAAGUUGGAGUUAGAUUUGAUAGACAAAUUUCGGAAGGUACCGAUCUUGGAGGCCUUUGUGAGGAAGACCAUGGCUUCUUUUGCAGUGGUGAUUACAAAUCUUUCCACAUAAAUUUAUCCAUGUUUUUGUUACCACCUAACUACGUUGCUUUCCUCGAUGGAUUAUCUUCUGUGUUGCAGUCUUUUGUUUGCCUGACAACAAUUUUUUCCCCUUUAUGUGGUAUGUCUGCAGCUGAAAACCUUCGUUUAGACUCUUCUGGUGAUGACACUGAAAAGCUUGCUAUUAGUGAGCUCCUCGAGGUUUUGUCUCUCUUUCCUCCACUAAAUAAAAUUCUCAUAUAUAUAUAUAUAAUUAAUGUCAUUUUGUCUUCCAGGUUGUUACUGAUGAAUGUAAAAACGGUCCUCUACUUGUUUUCAUGAAAGACAUAGAGAAAUCGUUGGCUGGUAUGUCUGACUCAUAUGGAAGUUUAAAGACAAAGCUUGAGUUGAUACCAGCUGGUGUUCUAGUAAUUGCAUCUCAUAUUCAGAUGGACAGCCGGAAAGAAAAGGUUCGAAAAUAUGAUCCAAUUUAAUAAUUUUUUUGUGUCUAUUUUUUACACUUAUGUUCUGAAAACCGGUAAACAUAUUUUGCAGUCUCAUCCCGGGGGUCUUCUUUUUACCAAGUUUGGAAGCAACCAAACAGCUCUAUUGGACUUUGCUUUCCCGGUAUUCCCCAGCUUCUUUUCAGUUUAAAUAGCAUUAUUAUUUAUCUUUAUUUUCUCACACAUCCUUCUAUUCACUUGUCUGCGUAUUUGAUUUCAAAUCCAAAUUGCCAAAGCUUCUGGUUAAGUGUUGAGGGCAUACCCUCAACUAUUCCCUGAGGGUUGGAGGAUAGGGAUAGGGAUGUUUUCAGAACUCUAUUAAUAUACCUCUAUGGAACUGAACAUCAAAAUGACCUCGGUUAUGCGACCUAAGAUGAAAAUAGUACGGCUGCCAAAAAGUCUAGGGGUUUUUCGUUUGUGAAACUCAUCAAUACCCAUCAUCUUUCAACACCAUUUUCCUGGAGUAUGCCAUCUUGUGACCCUGGGUACAAUAGUUGUACAUCCAUUUCUUUCUUUUUGUUAAUUCUUGGAGAAUGCUGCUAUCAUUUUUUGGUACUUUUUUGCUUAAUAAAAAUACUUUAUAAUUGAUGAAAUAUCCUUAAUGUCUUUGCUAUUUUGGUCGUAUCACCCAAAUUAGCUUAUCCGAUAUUCGAUCUGAUGUUGCAACCCGUGAUGAAUUAGACUUUCGAAAACCUAUAAUUCAGUACAGUUCGUACAAAAAGAUGUGUAGCAGUAAGCUAGUGCUGAUUAUGUUACUACUCUUUAGAGUAGUUAUGCCACUAUCCGAUACUCUUUAGAGCUGAGAAGUUUGUGAGGGUUUCUUUUUCUAUUUUAGGUAUUUGUUGUAAUUACAUAUUGGAUCCAAAGUUUUACCUUCAAAGUUUGCAAGUGGAUGAGGGGAAGAUGACCCGAUUGGCAGGUUUUCAGCUGUUUAGAACCUUGAAUGCAUAAACAACGGUAGUCGGCAGUUCAGCGUGAAGGGAAAAGUAAAAGUAGAGAAGAAAAAAAACCCGAUGGAGAGACCAAGGCAUAUAUAACAUGCACUGAUGUAUCGCAGGUCUUUGUAGUGGUGAACAAGACAAAAUAAUAUUACCUGUCACCUAUGUUUUUGCGUAUAGUUUGUCAUUGCUACCAGUUCUUCAAUUAUGUACGAAUUUUCAGCUUCUCAUCCUCUUCUGUUGAGGGCUGGACUAUACUUUGCAUCCUUCUCUUCUACUUCCCAUUCUUCUUCUUCUCCUUAUAUUUGUGUUUGUGGGGUUAAUUGUGACGUUCUUCAUAGAAAUAAGAAAAUAAUUGUGCGUGUUAUCCAAAAUAAGAAAUAUGAGUUCAACACGCAUCCAAUACGCUGAUGGAUUAAAUAUAUUUGAUACUGAUGAUGAAAAAAAAUCUAUAAUUUGAAAAGGGUAAUCUUUCCCUUACAGUUUUGCUUGUUAAAUUUAAUAAAUCGGGUAUUGGUGGGACUGGGUGAAAUCAUUAGCACCUGCAUGAAGAUGCUAGACUUUUGGGGUGUGUAGUGGGAUUUCUCAUCAGAUAUCUUAGGAUCCCUCUUUCGUAUGGUGCAUUCAGACCAGAGGAUCAGAAAAAUUGUUAGCAUUUUGAGCUCUAAUUCAAAGUAAUUGAGGACUAGAAAGUCAUCUCGUGGAAGAUCAAUUCUCUGAAAGUCUGUGUCAUCUAGCUUGAGGAUUUUUCAUCUCUCUAUCGUCACGGCAGAUCAAUUCUCUGAAAGUGUCUUGUAUGUUCAGACCAUAAAAUUUUCUGAGAGAAUUGAAACCAUUAGGACUUCGUUAUUUUAUACAUGCAGUGCUUAACGAUCAACUCCGUUUGUUACUGUGUAUCAUUCUCUUGGGAAAUAAACGAGGGGCUUUUCAGUUAUCAUACAGGCGUAUUACAGAAAAGUAAUCAGGAUAACGGGAGAAUGGGCAGUUGUGGCUGGUUAGUGAUGACCAAACUGAAAGGGAGUAUAAAUUGGUAGGCUGAAACCACUUGGGGGAGGGGGGGGGUUGGUUUCAGGCAUGUCAGCUACAAAUGUUAGUAAGUCUUCUCGUUAGGACAGUGUGUUUUAUGACAAGUAUUAGUUUCCUCUAUUUGUAUGCUAGUACAUCAUGCACUAUCAUUCUCAUUAUUUAAUUCUUAAUACUAAUUAUCCUUUCUUUGUAAUCAUUUUUCUUUCUCCACUGUUCCUUAUGUGAUUUCUUAUUUUUUUUUCUGUAUUUGGUUUUUUUAUUUAACAAGAGACCUCAAAAGGUGGCCUGUUCUAUUUGGUAAAUUCGUACCGUGACAUUUUCUCUUUUUGUUUGCGAUAAUAUUAAUUGUAAAUUCGGUUCAAAGUAUUAUUAUUCAGUUAAGAUUCAACUUGCUUAUCCAGAAGGUAAUUGUCGGAAUGUUAUAGGACAAUUUUGGUAGGCUACAUGAAAGAAACAAAGAAGUACCAAAGACAAUGAAGCAGCUUAGCAGGAUUUUUCCAAAUAAGGUUACCAUACAGCUUCCUCAGGUAUCUAUCAAAAAAUGACUCGUGUUUUAGUGAUUAGAAAGCAAGUCCUAAUAACUUUUAUCAGGAUGAAGGCCAGCUUUUGGAUUGGAAGCAACAAUUAGACCGUGACGUGGAAACUCUUAAAGCAAAGUCUAAUGUUCUUAGCAUUCGUACAGUAAGCGACCACUAAACGUUUUCUAUGACCUGUCACUUGUGAAGAUUUGUUCUCUAUAGUUUUAUAGUUUAUCAUACGUUCUUCAUACCCUUUUAGUUGGAGUGGGCUUUCAAAUCUGGAUGAAUAGUGGGCCAAAACAACUUAAUCGGGCUCUAGCCCCAAUUUGAAAAACCCUUUUUAUCCAUGAUCUGCAUUGGAAGGAUUUAUUCCACACAAGAAGUAAUUUACAUAAUGUGGAGUACUUUUAUUCUGGACAAGUUUUCCAUCUGAUUGGCAUCCACAUCUUUUGGUGCAUGGUUCCUUUGUUUGCCGUAUUUUUUAUCUUUUUUGGCAUUUUCAUUGAAAAUUAAAGCAAAAGUUUGUCCUCAGUCACUUUUGAUCAAUAACAUUAAAAUGUUUUCUUACUACUUUUGUCCUGAAGAUUCAGUCGACUAACUUAUAUGAUUUUAAUAUUUAUGUGCUUCAUAAAAUACACAUCAAUUUGAUGAUCAUCGACUUGUGAUACAAAUUGAUAUUUCAAUUUGAAAAAUAUUACAUUGAAUGGAAUGGAAUGGUUGUUAAUUUAACUCUUGGCAGAUCCAACAUUGAAAGGCUGGACCACAUUUAUUACUCUAUUCAUUGGAGCCUAAUGACCUAUUUCUCUGUCACAUGGCUCAUUUCAUGGUUAAAAACAGUGAUCACAAUAUUCAGAUGGUCUUCAUAUUUUAUCCAACUUAUCUCAUUAUUUUCUUCAGAAUACAGAUACGUUUGUUCAUCUUAUUUAGGUUUUACUUAUUUGAUAAAAUCGGCUCUGACUUUCCAGAGCAUACUUUUUUCUUUCUUGGCAAUUUUUUUGAUUCAUUUGUUUUCAUUAUUAAAAUAUCCUUAAGGCUAACGUAUUUAUGUUCCUUUCAGUUUCUAAAUCGCAAUGGACUGGAUUGCACUGACCUUGACGCCAUAUGCAUCAAGGACCAAGCUUUAACUAAUGAAAGUUCGUCCCCUAUAAUGUGCUUAGGUGUAUCUUUUUUAACUAAUUUGUGAGGUGGUCUGUGAUGGAUUUCCUAUGUUCAUCAUUAUUAGGUGUUGAUAAGAUAGUUGGUUUCGCUCUCAGUCAUCACCUGAAGUACAGUAAAGUGGAAGCUUCUGCCAGAGAUUCGAAGCUCAUACUUUCUUCUGAAAGGUUUUAUUUCUUUCGACAUUUUAUCUUAUAAACUGGAAACUCCUUGUACCCGAGCAUCUCAGUAAUUACAAAUGAACAUAUUUUUUUGGUCAUUCUACCAGCAUUAAGUAUGGAUUCAAUAUGCUUCAGUCCAUCCAGAGUGAUGCAAAAAGCUUGAAGAAAUCACUCAAGGUGAGGUCAAUGACUUAUUUGAAGUCGGCAACAUUAUUUUUGGUCGGCUAUAAUUAUCUGACCAUUCUUUCUUGUGAUCAUAGGAUGUGGUAACUGAGAAUGAAUUUGAAAAAAGGCUUCUUGCUGAUGUUAUUCCACCUAAUGAUAUCGGGGUGACUUUUGACGACAUUGGAGCUCUGGAAAAUGUGAAGGACACAUUAAAGGAGUUGGUGAUGCUUCCAUUGCAGAGACCAGAGCUAUUCUGUAAAGGCCAGCUUACCAAGGUGCGUGUUGCAUGGUUUACUUCUGAUUCUAGACUAUCAUUGUCUUAAACCUAAAUGGGAUGUGCUCCCUGUCUAUAUCUUUCCACGAGUGAAAAUAGUUACAAGUAGGAGGUAAAUUGUUGGAUUUUCAGAUGUAGAUGCCAGUUCAUUUUCAUGACACUGCAACCUUGAGAUGUUCCACAGCUUAUGAAAGCUGGAUCUACUUGGUAAAUAACGUGAAAUCAAAAACUUCGAAAUUUACACUUUUAUAUUUUCAAAACUUGUGAUUGAGAUAUGAAAUUAGAUGCUUGGUAACGCUCUCGUUUCAUUGAUCAUGAGGUCGCUAAAUUUUGAGCUGUGCGUGGUAUGCGUAAUGCAUAGAGACACUGUUUUUAGUUUUUUGUGGACUAGAUGGAAAUAAUGUGAUGUGCAUAUUAAGGUUUCCUAUGUCUUAAUGUCUUAUUAGCCUGCUAUGAUUUUUUCAGAAUCUUGAACCUAGUCUACUGUUGGAUUAAGAUCUAUGAUGGUUCUUAUUAUAACCCCUUGCCUAAAAACUGCCAGUUUUUCCUGACAAUUAGAAUGUACAGGGAGAGUAUGAUAGCGGACAAUGUUGUUGUCUGAGAUAAUUUGUUAGUGCGUUAGAUUCAAUUGUCGUUUUCCAUCGUCAAAGAUUUAUUUUUCCCCAUUUCAUAGAGGAGAAAAGGUUGAAAUUUCCCUAUUCCAUCCAAGUCUUAAAGCUUCUGUUAAUCCUCUAAUUGUUAUCCAAUAUCCUACGCUUUGAUCUGCGCUUGUUUUUUUGGCCGUUGGUGUUAUUUGGUAGUAACAGAAUUGGAGAACCUACUGGCUGCCAGGCGUUCUUCUAACAAUCCAGAAUAUUUUUUAAUAUCCUUCUUUAACGUGAUUCACAGUCGUUUUCACAAUCAAAGGUGUAGUACUGCUCGUAGCAGCGGUCCUUAUAUUUUGCAUUAACAAUUGAGAGAUGGUCGAAAGACAAAAUUUCUAUUUGAUGGGGCUUCUUCCUAUACGUAUGAAUUCCAUUGGAACCUAAAAUGAGGCAUUGAAAGAAUAUUGUUGGUCUUCUAACAUCAAUAGUUGGUUGUUUCCCGCCUGUAUCUUCCAAAAGGGAAAAAGAUUUCUGAGAGUUGUUUCAUGGAUCUGCACGAGAAAACUUGGAUUCUCCCAAUAAAUCUUAAGUGUAUGAUGCCUGAAUCUAACCGGGGUUCACAGUGGAGCAACCGGAUCAGAAAAAAAGAGGGAUUCUAGUUGUAAGAUAUUUAAUGAAACCGUAGCUGGAAUUGAGAUCUCAUUCAAAGAGAAGGGUAGCAAGUAUGUGGAGUUUCUUUUUUUAUCCUUUACGGACGAUCCAAUCCGCAAGGACCCUGGUUGGGAAUUGUUUGAUCGUCAUUCUCUGGGGAAGAAGAGAAACGUAAUCAACUUGAAUUCGGGACAGCUAUUCGAAAUCUUAGGGAAAGACUUGAUUUGCUAUCUCAUGUCUGCUUUUCGUGAAAAAAAUACCAACUGAAAGGACGAAAAACGACAAGGAGCUGAGGCAUCUAUUCGAUCAAACCUUAUUGUGGGAAAUACUCGUAGGCAUUUUUUAUUUUUUUUGGUUUCUCAAAAUAGAGCUGUAUUGGUGUUUUAAGUUUACAUCUCAAUUGACCAACUCCUUUUUGCAGCCGUGCAAGGGCAUUCUACUUUUUGGCCCCCCUGGUACGGGGAAAACAAUGCUUGCGAAGGCUGUUGCAACAGAGGCCGGUGCCAACUUUAUCAAUAUAUCAAUGUCGAGCAUUACAUCAAAGGCAAGAAUGGAUAAUGAUAUACACAGGCCUCUGUUUGAUUCAACCCCGUGCUUUCCCUCACCAGCUCGAAUAAUAAUUAUUAUUCAAGACAAACGGUCUUAUCUGCUUCUUUUCCCUUUGGAACAGUGGUUUGGUGAAGGGGAGAAGUACGUGAAAGCAGUUUUCUCACUGGCUAGUAAAAUAGCUCCAAGUGUUGUUUUUGUCGACGAGGUUGGUAGAAGGCAAUUACUAGCACAAAUUUAUCAUGCAGUGAAUCACUCCUCUGCGGAUCGAUAUUUGAUCAUGUUCUCUGAAGAUACUUUUUCGUUUCUCAAGAUUGUUGUGGCGUGCUCUUCCCUUUUAUUAGGUUGAUAGCUUGUUGGGAAGACGAGAAAAUCCUGGCGAACAUGAAGCCAUGCGCAAGAUGAAAAAUGAGUUUAUGGUGAACUGGGAUGGGUUGCGCACAAAGGAUAAAGAACGCGUGUUAGUGCUUGCAGCCACCAAUAGACCUUUUGACCUUGAUGAAGCUGUCAUACGAAGACUCCCACGGAGGUAAAAUCAUUUUGUCUCACUGUAAACUUAAUGAUGGCCUUAUUCUCAUUAUCAUAUAUAUACCGUCUGCGCAGGCUAAUGGUCAACCUACCGGACACGACAAACCGGGAAAAGAUUCUGAGAGUGAUAUUGGCUAAAGAGGAAUUGGCUCCAGGCAUGGAUCUAGAGGCAGUUGCAACUAUGACCGAGGGGUAUUCAGGAAGCGAUCUGAAGGUUUGUUUUCUGUGUUUUUUUUUUCCCAGCCUGCAAAAUUGUUCAAUGAUUUUGUCCAGAACUGACCGUGAAUUCCCGGAUUUUUUUAUUCAUGAUGUCAGAAUCUUUGUGUUACUGCUGCGCACUGUCCCAUCAGAGAAAUCUUGGAAAAGGAAAAGAAGGUAGUGGGAAAUUUAUUUAGGAUUUCUUUUUACUGCUAAAUCUAAUCAGUACCGUUAUAUGGCGAUUGAUUCGCAUUGAUGUGGAUAUGCCAGAAGUGGUUCUUGAUGGAAAUAUUGGUAUAGGAAGGGGGGGGGAUCUCUGUCUAUCAGGUUAUACCAUGUUCGUCGUGUUCAGUAUUCUAAUGGGUUCAUGGCGUUUCUGUAUCAGGAGAGAAAGCUUGCGUUAGCUGAAGGCAGGGCACCGCCUGCCUUACACAGUUGUGAUGAUAUCCGUUCACUGAGCAUGGAUGAUUUCAAAUACGCUCAUGAACAGGUAAAUCUCGGUUUCAUACUGAUGACUUUCAUCGGAGGCAUGUAUACUUUGUCGUUCAUUAUUAUCCUUUCGAUUACAUCCAUUAAACUCUGGUAGCUGACUAAAUUUCACAACUAGUAGAACUUUCGCUUGAAAUGUAUGUUUCAUUGUUGGCUCCCAUCUCCUGCUAAAUAAACAGAAGAUAGCAGCAUCAGUCACUCCAAUUGAGGAAAAGAAACAGCUUUUUUUCUUUUACUGAGAAAGCGACAGUGAGACUCUGAAGAAAAGAAAUCCCUAAAAACGGUGCUUAUAUGGACAUGCUUGUAGGUUUGUGCGAGUGUCUCAUCCGAAUCAACAAAUAUGAGCGAGCUUAUCCAAUGGAACGAGCUCUAUGGUGAAGGUGGUUCGAGGAAGAAGAAGGCUCUCAGCUACUUCAUGUAG